This is a messenger RNA of Fusarium graminearum PH-1, 1388 nucleotides long. RefSeq names its product type-2 proteins geranylgeranyltransferase subunit beta. Gene Ontology annotation, biological process: protein geranylgeranylation. Gene Ontology annotation, cellular component: Rab-protein geranylgeranyltransferase complex. Bases 264 to 977 code for a protein of 237 amino acids. Lineage: Eukaryota; Fungi; Ascomycota; Sordariomycetes; Hypocreales; Nectriaceae. The record is from RefSeq and is a predicted model, not a curated record. The transcript is spliced from 2 exons. Gene Ontology annotation, molecular function: Rab geranylgeranyltransferase activity.
CCCAAGCCGGAACAGACUGCGAAGCGCCGGAGCUCGUUGUCGACGCUCAUGUGAAGUACAUACAAAGCUUGGAUACGAGGAAAGAUGAGCUGGACUACUGGCUUACCGAGCACUUACGACUCAACGGCCUGUAUUGGGGAUUAAAUGCUCUCUACUUGCUUCGUCGGCCGGAUGCCCUCCCACGACAAGACGUCAUCGAUUUCAUUCUCUCCUGCCAGCAUGAAAACGGCGGAUUUGGUGCAGCGCCAGGUCACGACGCCCACAUGCUUUCUACAGUAAGUGCUGUGCAGAUCCUCGCCAUGACGGAUGCUUUCGACCAGCUGGAAACCAAAGGCAAAGGGAAAGAACAGGUCGGCAAGUUCAUAGCAGGGCUACAAAACCAAGAAACCGGUACAUUUGCUGGAGAUGAAUGGGGCGAGGAAGACACUCGCUUCCUGUACGGCGCUUUCAACGCCCUGUCACUGCUCGGCCUCAUGUCUCUGGUUGAUGUUGGUAAAGCCGUUUCUCACAUCACCGCUUGUGCCAACUUUGACGGCGGUUAUGGAACUGGUCCCGGUGCGGAGUCGCAUUCAGGUCAGGUCUUCACCUGUGUCGCAGCGCUUGCGAUUGUCGGGCGUCUGGAUCUUGUGAAUAAAGAGAAACUCAGUCGAUGGUUGAGCGAGAGACAAGUCCCUUGCGGCGGCCUCAACGGUCGACCCGAAAAAGACGAGGACGUUUGCUACAGCUGGUGGGUGUUGAGUAGCCUUGCCAUCAUUGAGCGCACCCACUGGAUCGAUCGCGAUGCAUUGAUCGCUUUUAUUUUGAAAUGUCAAGACACUCAGAUGGGCGGAAUUUCCGAUCGGCCUGGUAACAUGGUUGAUGUUUGGCAUACUCAGUUUGGUCUGUGUGGUCUGAGCCUUUUGGGCUAUCCAGAUCUUGAGGCAGUCGAUCCAGUGUAUUGUAUGCCAAAGACCACAACAAAGAGACUUCUCGGUUGAUUGCUGCAAUUUUACAAGCGGCACCUUAUUCGUUACUUCGCAAUGGUGUUAGCCACCACCCUCGGGCCAUUCUUCGUACAUGCUUACGGUAUUGCUCAGUGAUGACAUGUGUAUAUCGUUGAGGGGAGAAACUUUUGUUUUUUUCCCAGGGACAUGGCUUGUUACUCCGUGGUGUUAGUCCCGUGAAGUCCUUCAGACAUUUUUAUCUCAGAUACUUGCUGUUGGGCUUCUGGGGUAUUACUGUUACGAGUAUCUCCUUUUGAACUUAAACAGGAUGACUCGCCCGCGGAAAGUGAAUAUCUCAGAUACGCAUGAUACUUGUUGAUGAGCGUAUUGUGGUGAUGGGAAUCAAAACUAGACUGUUACUUAUAUAGCCUUCAUCGUACUCAAUAAAUCACUUUGCCAAUGCCA